CUUUCCUCCUGGAGUGCUGACGCGUCCAGCGGCUACGUGCUGCUCAGGAACACAGCGGAUUACUUAUGACACAUUGACAACAGACUUCACCAUGUUUCUGGGCUUUUUAUUCCUGGGGACCCUCUUUUCCCAGGUCGUGUGUUACUUUUCGGAGGAGAAGUAUCCGGAGGAGUCGAAAAUGCAGCCUCCCACCGUCGUUAUCGCCAUCGUAGCCAGAAACGCCGCUCACUCGCUGCCGUACUACCUCGGAGCUCUGGAGAGACUCAACUACCCCAAAGAGCGCAUCUCUGUGUGGGCAGCCACGGAUCACAACUCUGACAACACCACAGCCGUACUGAAAGAGUGGCUGACUGUCAUGCAGAAGUUUUACCAUUUAGUGGAGUGGAGACCCAUGGAAAAGCCCUCUUACUACGCAGGAGAGUUUGGUCCUAAACAUUGGCCCAACAGCAGAUACGAGUAUGUGAUGAAGCUGAAGCAAGCAGCACUCAACUUCGCCAAGAAACACUGGGCUGAUUACAUCCUGUAUGCCGAUACGGACAACAUCCUCACCAACCCAGAAACCCUCAACCUAUUGAUCGCGGAGAACAAGUCAGUCAUCGCCCCCAUGUUAGACUCGCAGGGAGCAUACUCCAACUUCUGGUGUGGCAUCACCCCACAGGGAUAUUACCGUCGAACAGCAGAGUACUUCCCGACCCGCCACCGUCAGAGACUGGGCUGCUUCCCCGUGCCUAUGGUCCACAGCACGCUGCUGCUGGAUUUGAGGAAGGAAGGGAUGAAGAAACUGGCUUUCUACCCUCCUCAUAAAGACUACUCAUGGCCCUACGAUGAUAUCAUCGUUUUUGCCUUCUCAUGCCGCUCUGCAGCAAUUCAGAUGUACUUGUGCAACAAGGAGCGCUACGGGUACUUAAACGUUCCAGCUAAACCCCACCACACUCUGGAGGACGAUCGCCUCAAUUUUGUCCAUGUGCAUCUCGACUCCAUGAUUGAUGGUCCCCCCAUGCGUCCCUCUUCAUUUGUUCACAUGUUUCAAAAACAGAGAGAUCUCAUGGGAUUUGAUGAGAUAUAUCUGAUCAAUCUGCGACGCCGGCAGGACCGCAGAGAUAGGAUGUUGUUUUCCCUGAACGAGCUGGAGAUUGACGUCAAGGUGGUAGAUGCUGUGGAUGGAAACGCGUUGAACAGCAGUGACAUUAAGAUCUUGGGCGUGGACCUGCUGCCGGGCUACUAUGACCCGUUCUCUGGACGCACCCUGACCAAAGGAGAGGUGGGCUGUUUCCUCAGCCACUUCUACAUCUGGAAGGAGAUUGUGGAUAUGCAGAUGGAUAAGGCCCUGAUUUUCGAGGACGAUAUUCGUUUCCAGGCCAACUUUAAGCGACGAGUGCUCAGGCUGAUGGAGGAGGUGGAGCAGGUGGAGUUGGACUGGGACAUCAUAUACUUGGGCAGGAAGCAGGUGAACCCUGGAAAUGAAGAGCCGGUGGAGGACGUCCGUAACCUGGUGGUGACCGACUACUCGUACUGGACUCUGUCGUACGCCAUCUCUCAGCAGGGAGCCCAAAAACUGCUCAAUGCGGAGCCGGUCUCCAAAAUGCUGCCCGUUGAUGAAUUCCUGCCGAUCAUGUACGACAAACAUCCCAACGAGGACUAUAAGUCCCAUUUCCUCAACAGAAAUUUACAAGCCUUCAGUGUGCGCCCCCUCCUGGUAGAGCCAUGUCAAUACGCGGGGGAUCCCCAGUGGGUGAGCGACACCGAGACUUCCACUCUGUGGGACGAUGACGCGGUAAGGACUGAUUGGAGGGGCUCUCACAAGACCCUGAAAGGGAACGCGGCGGCUCCCGAGAUGCUGUCGGCUGCUUACAGGGAUGAACUCUAGUUGACUGCAGGUGGAGGUGUGGAGAAGCUGCAGAUCCAAAGGAGAAAAAAGACACUGAUGCCGACUUCUUUGUUUUCCCUUCUCUACGACGUGAAUAGGCUCAGUGUUUUAAAGUGGACGUUGAGUUCUUCAUAGUAAAUUAAUAAAACGAUCAUUCAAGGUACGUGAUUAUUGUUUCCUAAAGGGGAAAGCAACAAAGGCAGACUUGUACAAAUGUCCGAGCAUAUCAAAUGCAUUUAAUUGCACAAGAUAUUUUACUUCGACAAUCCAUGUUUUGAAUGUUUCUAACUUGCUAAAAAAAAUAAAAAAUAA
Molecule: messenger RNA, 2179 nt
Organism: Cololabis saira (Pacific saury)
Lineage: Eukaryota; Metazoa; Chordata; Actinopteri; Beloniformes; Belonidae
Gene: cercam
Product: cerebral endothelial cell adhesion molecule
Exons: 12
Coding region: 92-1867 (591 amino acids)
Source: RefSeq, a predicted model, not a curated record